CGUUCCCCACGUCCGUUGUCCCGCUCCGCCGCCAUCGUGGAUGUGGCAGUAGCAGCUCCGGGAGGAGAUGCCCCACUCCUGCUCUGCCUGGGGCUGCACCAGCCGGCUUACGGCAAGCACCCGCUCCGCGGGCAUCAGCUUCCACAGGUUUCCCAAAGCCCCGGAGCUGAGGCGGCGCUGGGAGAAAGCCGCCCUGAGGGGCGGGUUCCGGGCCACCCCGUCCUCCAUGCUCUGCAGCCAGCACUUCACCCCCGAGGACUUCGACAGGACGGGCCAGACGGUUCGGCUCCGGGAGGGGACGGUCCCCUCGGUGUUCACGUCCGCGUCUGAGCGGGACCGGGAAGUUGGCAAGCCUAGUGGUGACCCGCCGAGACGAGGACGCUCACGCUCAGCUGCCAAGCCCCGCCUUCUCAAGGUGAAGAAAUCCCUCUCAGAUCCCGGGCUUCAGCCCAAGAAGGCCCCCCAGGCCCCAAAGGAGGUCCGGGAGGCCCCUGAGACCCGGAAGACCCAGGAAACCCCGUCCCUGGACCGCCUCCACCUCGUCCCCGCGGCAGCGCCCGAAGCUGACCACGCCUACGCUCUGCCCUGCUCCAACGAUGUCCUGAGGGCCAGACUCCGGGAGGCCCUGGCCCGGGUGGAGACGCUGGAGAGGGAGAGGAGGAAUGCCAGGGACAGAGAGAGGAGGGCAAAGCUGACGGUGAGGGGUCUGCUGGAGGACCUGAGGGGGAAGAAGCUGCUGAACGACGAGCUGCAGCAGCAGCUCCACACUUACUCAGAUCUCCCCGUGCACCUCCUGACCAAACGGAGCCAGGAAUACACGGAGCACCAGAGAGACUUCGCCAAGACUCUGCACCUACACGGGCGAAAGGCCUACAAAUAUCUGAGAGAGACUCUCAACCUCAACAUCCCACAUCCUCAUACGCUGCAGAGGUGGAUGAGCUCUGUGGAGUCCGAGUCCAAGCCCGGGCAGAACAGCCCGGCACCGGGGUCGCCACGGAAACGGAGACGGAAGGGGGACCCCGACUCUUAAGGCUGAAUUAUGAUUCUGCGUUAAAUCAAUGCAGAGCCUGCGCCGUAGGGUACGCGGCUACGCGGGAGUCUCUCCGUAGCGUGCGUGCGUUCAUAAGUUUGUAAAUCUUCAUCAAUGUCAAAAUAAAACCAGUUUCUCAGAAUCAGUUGUAUUCCUGCU
This is a messenger RNA of Cololabis saira (Pacific saury), 1189 nucleotides long. RefSeq names its product THAP domain-containing protein 6-like. Gene Ontology annotation, molecular function: sequence-specific DNA binding. The coding region runs from base 68 to 1030 and encodes 320 amino acids. The record is from RefSeq and is a predicted model, not a curated record. The transcript is spliced from 6 exons. Lineage: Eukaryota; Metazoa; Chordata; Actinopteri; Beloniformes; Belonidae.